Penicillium pulvis is the source of this 744-nucleotide messenger RNA. RefSeq lists its product as uncharacterized. Lineage: Eukaryota; Fungi; Ascomycota; Eurotiomycetes; Eurotiales; Aspergillaceae. The coding region runs from base 1 to 744 and encodes 247 amino acids. The record is from RefSeq and is a predicted model, not a curated record. The transcript is spliced from 3 exons.
AUGGAAGCAGUCAACAAGGUGAUCAACAUGGCCUCGCACUCCAUUCGGGAUGACACUGAUGUCCAACCACAGAAUGCCGAACAAUCACAGGACGAACGUAUCUCCGGCGUGCAGAGUCAAGGCGCCGCAAAUGACUCGUACGACGCCGGCAACCGAGACGAACAACCCGACGCCUCUACCUCGAAUGCCAACACCGCACCACAGGAACCUAAGCCGGACGGCCAGUCCUUGACGAGUGUUCCUCAACAAGCCGCUAGCUCUACUUCCGAUAGGCCCUCUGCUACCCCCACUACGGAUAUGGGUUCCACUACCGCCACGGGCUCGCCGAACACCGCUGCCGCCGGCUUAUCCAAUUCUACCGUAGAUACUAAUACCGGCACCAAGGCUGACGAUGGUAAGAAGCAACGCGAUACUGAUAACACCCACGUCGAUGAGAAUGCCCAAAAACAGGUACACCAGGGCCGUCGCGGGACAGCUGCGAUCAUGGAAGAUCACGGCGUUAGCAGAGAGACGCUGAAGGGGCCUCAAGGUCCGGCGCCGCACCCAGCCGCCGAUUUUGAGAAGGAAGGCCGGAAGGAAACAAAGGAUGAACAGCCUGCUGGGUCGAGCAGCGCUGAUGAUAACGUAGAAAGCGAGGAUUCAAAGAAUGGCGGGGGAUUUUCUGGAAGCAAUGAAAAGCAGGGCGUAAUGUCGAAGAUGAAGGAAGGUUUGACGAAGGUUGCUCAUCCGCAUCAUGGUAAAUAG